Molecule: messenger RNA, 780 nt
Organism: Metarhizium acridum CQMa 102
Lineage: Eukaryota; Fungi; Ascomycota; Sordariomycetes; Hypocreales; Clavicipitaceae
Product: Signal peptidase complex subunit
Biological process (GO): protein targeting to ER
Cellular component (GO): membrane; signal peptidase complex
Source: RefSeq, a predicted model, not a curated record
AUGCACUCGUCCUUCACCCGCAUCCAAAACGUCUUCGGCUUCUUCACAACAGUCGCCUGCGUCCUAGCCGGCUUCAUCGCCGCAACCGACCUCCUCGCCGCCCGCAACCCCAGCGGCACCCUCAUCCCGACCAACAUCCAAGUAGUCAAAGGCCGCCCUCACUACUACAGCAGCAAAAAGGAAGAAUACGCCAUCAUCAAGUUCUCCCUCGACGCAGACCUCUCGAGCCUCUUCACAUGGAACACAAAGCAGCUCUUCGUAUACGUCACCGCCGAUUGGCCCUCCGCCGAGGGCCAGAACGCUACAAACUCAGCCGUAAUAUGGGAUAGCAUCAUCACGAACCCCAGCGCUGACCACCUGCGGAACAUUGGGCCCAUUGCCAUGAAGAAGCUCAAGCGCAGCGCGGAAGGCAAGACGAUUGAUCCCAGCCGGUGCGUUCUCUUUUUUUUCCCCUCCCUUGCCAUACCUGACAAUGAUCUUUGUGGUCAGGAAGAAACAAAGGUUGCAAAACAAAGAAAAGCUAACAGUCGGUACAGUGGCCUUCUCAAACUAAACAACCAGCGACCAAAGUACCAAAUCACCCAUCCUUCCGGCAAGAUUGCCAGCGUCAACGAUGUGACCCUUAAGCUGCAUUAUAAUGUCCAGCCGUGGGUUGGUCUGCUUACGUGGAACAUGGACAAGGUUAUCGGGCGGUGGUUCCCUAUAGAGAAGGGCGUGAGCGAAAAGUUUGAGUUUCCAGCCGUAAAGACCAAGGAUGCGAAGAAGGCCAAGAAGGCCUAG